GCGUGUUGAAUAUCGCUGUUGUGAAAGUAUUACUAAAUUCCUCUACGUCGGUGUGAAUAAUUCUACUGCAUGUUUGUGUACUGUGCUGUGAUCCAGUGAUCCGCCCGGCCUUGCUGUUUCGUUCAUAUGGCUGUUAGAGUGCUGCUGUCUCAAGUGAAUUCGAGUGAUGCGCAUCAAUUUGCACCGAUAACGAUAAUAUCGAUAUCGAGUGUUUGUGCUUACACUGAACAUAAUUUAAUAAGGCCGAUUGCUGCUUAUUGUAAAUUGGUUCCGAAAAGGGCACAUUAUUUGGCGACAGGCUCAAAUUUGAACUCAAACAACCUUAACGCAUCUUAUUCUUCGUUGUACACAACAUCAUCCUCGACAAAUUAAAUUCUCAGCCUAACAACGGCCUUAACCGGCUUGAUCGUAACGCAACCGGCUUACGCAACGCCAAGUGCACCCAAACACUUCUCACGCGUCCCAUAAGAGAGCCGUCCGCGUGCACGCGCAUUGACCCCGGAUUGCCGGCAACCGGGCACGAGAUUUCGUUUGGCAUGCACACGAGAUCAAUCGCGCAUUCCACACCUGAAGAAUGUAACCAAAAAAAAGGAUGAAUAUGAUUUUAUGCUACACAAACACACCCUUGCUGCUUGUUUUGCCGGAAUUCAAAUGAGGCUACAGAGCGAGAGAGAGAGAAAAAAAAGGAUCACCAAUAAAAAAAAUCCAGUUCCUCCCUCUCUCGUGACCGGCGAAGAGGUUCUCCCUCCUUUUGCCCCCCCCCCCACCAUCGCAAACGGACGGAAUGGUUGUGUUUUGUGUGACCCUCCCCACCCGUUCGGAUGGUGCCAGUUAGCGGCGAGCGCCGCUGUAUCGUUCCAGACGUCGAGGCGAACGGGUCUGGAAAGCAAUAGCUGCGCGUUCUUCCUAUCGAAAUCGUUUCGUGUACCACCUCGGGCGCCACACAUCUUCUACAGUUCUAGCCGGUCCAGGCGGGUGAAGCCGGUCCAAGCGGUGAAGGGCGCGGGUGGCGGUGCGGUUUCCUUUUCCUUUUCCUCCAUGCAGCCACGUGCGCACAUGGCUUUCGGCAACGCGCGCGUUUAAGAUAAAAAGGGUCAUUAUUGUUAAAGAGAGGCAAGACGACGCACGCACGUUUCACCAGGCGAACAUAGGCUGUGCUGGAGUGGCAGUGCCGGGUAGUGAGGAAAAGUAGUGUAACUCGCCGCAGGCUUUAGAAGUAGAUCGGCUUUGCAGAACGGCCGACCGGUUUGAAGGUAACCGUACUUUGCAAGGCAGCAACCGUAGCACGGUUAAGUAGCAGCAAGCAAGCAAGGCACCGGACCGUUUACCAAACCGUGAUGGGUCUAUCACGCGUGGAGCGCGUUAUCCCCGGGACACGAUGGCUGCGCGGCUACACGGGACAGUUCGUGGUGGCCGAUCUGAUCGCCGGUAUCACCGUAGGUUUGACAGUACUUCCCCAAGGGUUGGCGUAUGCGACACUUGCCGGUUUAGAGCCACAAUACGGUCUAUACUCCGCCUUUGUCGGUGGCGUUGUGUACGCGCUUCUGGGUGGCUGCCGUGAGGUGACGAUCGGUCCAACCGCCCUACUAUCACUCAUGACUAGCCGACACACUGGCUACGGAGGUGCGUCCGGUCCGCAGCUCGCCAUACUGUUAUGCUUCCUGUCGGGCGUAGUCGAGCUGCUGAUGGCCGUCCUACGGCUUGGUGCGCUGGUCGAUCUCAUCUCGCUGCCCGUUACGGUGGGCUUCACGUCGGCCACCGCACUGAUCAUUGGAGCGUCCCAGCUGAAAGCGCUGCUCGGCAUACGGGGUGGGUCGGGGUCAGGGUUCGCCAGCACCGUGCGCACCGUGGUGGAAAAGCUUCCCGAGGCCCGGAUAGCCGACAGCAUACUGGGUGUCGUAUCGAUCGCUGUACUGCUGGCAAUGAGGAAAUUAAAAGACAUCAAAACACCGCCCGAAGCUACGCGAGGACGCAAAACACUGGGAUUCGUUUGCUGGCUAAUUGCAACAGCGCGCAAUGCGCUCGUCGUGCUGGUGACCAGCUUUGUCGCGUUUUACUACGAUCAACGGGGCGAACGGCCGUUCAUACUGACCGGCACGGUGAAAAGUGGAAUUCCGGACUUUCAGCUGCCACCGUUCAGCACCGUACUGCCGACAGGCGGUGGACCCAAUGGAACCGAACCAGUGCCGGUCGGCUUCGUCGGCAUGAUCGAGGAGCUGGGUGCAUCGAUUGCACUCGUGCCCAUUAUCGCGGUGCUGGGCAAUGUGGCCAUCUCGAAAGCGUUCGGCGGCAGCGGCAUCAAUCCGACGCGUGAACUGGUCGCCCUGUCGCUCAGCAACAUUUGCGGAUCGUUCUUCAGCUCGUUUCCCGUGACGGGAUCGUUCUCGCGCAGUGCGGUCAACCAUGCGAGCGGCGUAAAGACACCGAUCGGUGGCAUCUACACCGGUGCGCUCGUGCUGUUGGCGCUCGGUGUGCUGACGCCCUACUUCCAGUACAUCCCAAAGGCUGCCCUCAGCGCGGUGAUCAUUUCGGCGGUCAUCUUUAUGAUUGAGUACGAGGUGAUCCGCCCGCUGUGGCGAUGCAGCAAGCGCGAGCUUAUUCCGGGCGCGGUAACGUUCGUGCUGAGCCUAAUCAUCGGUGUCGAGCUGGGACUGUUGGCCGGUGUGCUGACCGAUCUGGCCUUUGUCGUGUACCGGACCGCUCGCCCACUGCUGACGGUUAGCGUGGCAGAUACGGCCCUCGGCACGCAGUACAUUUUAAUCCGUCCAAAUCACAGCCUCUUAUACUUUCCGGCCGUUGAAUGGGUGCGCAACGUCACGUCCAAAGCUAUUAAGCAGCAUGGCAACAUUCCGGUGGUGUUUGACUGCCGGUUAGUGAAUGAAUUCGAUUACACUGCCGCGACUGGUUUGCAAAUGCUGCAAAAGGAGCUGGAGAAGAAAAAGAUCCCCCUGAUCGUGUACGGAUCGACGAACGAGGUGCGAAAGCUGCUUCAGGAAACGCUGAAAAGCAGCCUGAUCGAGGUGACGAACGAUGACGAGCUGGAGGUUCUGCUGCAGGAGCUGUCGCCCGCCGACGGUGCAGGUAAGCAUGAGCUGCGGGAAGUCGUUACACCGCUCCUAUCGCCCGACCGUGCACCGCCCAUCGCCGAGCUCGAGGAUUCGUGAACGGUUUACCAUGUGCCUUUUUAUCAGUCUGUGUGUGUGGUGUGUGGUAAUGUCCUGUGUACGCUGUGUUCGUUCCGACUCAUCGAUUACUUUUUAUGUUGCGAAUCAUCCCAAUCAUCCUUUGCCGACCGCUGCGUGUACCGCUUGCGCAUGUGCUAUGUAUGUGUAACCCACCCAUAUGUAUCGGGCCAAAUUCAUGUUCCUUUCUGUAUGUUAUCCUCUAUCUUCGUCGCGUGUAUUAUAGGUGUACGAUAAGAAAAGAUAAGAAAUCUCCUUCCUAAAGCUCUCCUGGACAAAUGGGGGGGUAACUUAUCUGCUCAUGCUCAUGAUUACCCCCUGAAUAUUAGUACCGAUUGGCCACUGACAGGCAGAAAUGAAUUCGAAUUUAUUGUUAACUAUAUUUGUUAAGCGCACAGGUGUCUGUGUAUUGCCGGAUUACAAUAAAGCAAAUGUAUUUUAAACACAA
Molecule: messenger RNA, 3630 nt
Organism: Anopheles arabiensis
Lineage: Eukaryota; Metazoa; Arthropoda; Insecta; Diptera; Culicidae
Product: sodium-independent sulfate anion transporter
Exons: 6
Coding region: 1338-3164 (608 amino acids)
Biological process (GO): transmembrane transport
Cellular component (GO): membrane
Molecular function (GO): sulfate transmembrane transporter activity
Source: RefSeq, a predicted model, not a curated record